CGUCAGCUAAAUAUCUUUAGUUGUUGGCCAGAUUUCGUGUUUUUUUUAUUAAGGUUUAAGACUCGUAAACAAUAAUAGUUAAACAAUAAAUUAAUAUGUGUAUAAUAAUAAAAAAAGUACGGGCUAAUUAAUAAAAUAAGAUUUAUAAAUUUUUUGUCAUUAAUCUGGGACUGAAGAAACUGAUUAAAAAAAAAUAAUAUACUACGUGUAAAUGCGACAUAUAGUUUGGCAUUGUUGUGAUGGCAGGACACAUAGAAAUUUCCGAAAUAUACCAAAAAGAGGAGGAGAAAAACGAAAUAACCAAUAUUAAUGUUUCUGAUAAAACAAGUUACGUAGAAGAUGAAGAUAUACAACAAAAUAGUUUUUAUAACAAUAUAAAACGUUACUCAAGGUAUGACUUGUUAUCUCUUCGAAGUGGCCAGCUAUCUUUACAUUAUCCACAGUGUGCCCUCCGGACUGAUUUGCAGGCAUUAUCCGUAUGGACAUGUCGUUUGCGUUGUGAGCUGCAGUAUUUAGGAUUGUGGAAAAUUCCAAACACAGGAAACCCCUACCAUAAUUGUAGCUGUAAUGGGAGCUGUCAAUCAUAUACAUGUGGGGAUAGCCAGCCUUACAUUUCCUCUACUUCUCAAGUGAACGCCGCUAAUUCUCAAAUAUGUUAUGGAAAUGUACAACAAUCGCAACAAUUACAGCCCGUACAACAAACGACAAAUUCGUCGCCAACUUUAGGCAGUAAAAGAGCUGUACGAUCACGUGAACGUUCCUUAAAUUAUCAGCGUUGUAUAAACACCGAAUUAAUACGGGCUACAUCACCUAGUGGUGUUGAGGGUUCAAUACAACAACACCUGAAGCCUGCUUUUAUUGAUCACCGUAGUAUUUCAUCAUCCCAUCUUAUGCCGGCAUUUGCAAAACGCCGAAUGGGUCAUGCUAAUACCGCACAUGGUCAAUCAGACUCCAACUGUUCCAAUUUUAACAAUAAUUGUAGACACAAUUCUGAACAUUUAUCCAAUGCCGAUGGAUCUAGUGAAGGCCCAACACAUUUUGAAACAUUAAAAUCUCGAAAGGAUUCAGUCAAAGCGGCGAAUAAUCAAAAUGACUACCAUAUUUAUAAAUCAUCAGCUAAUAACCGUCUCGAUAAGAGUGGUGAUCAGUCGUUAGAUAGUCAAUCUGGAUGGAUGAAUUUAAUUAAGAAAGUUAACUCUGAGUAUGUGGCGUCAAAUAAUAAACCAAGUAAUGCUGGUAGUGUUAACAAGAAAUUAAUUUAUGAACGUCGUAUUGGCAGUGGUCGCCUGGUGCAACGAGAAGUUAAUUGGGAUAAAAUAACAGGUACCAAUAAGCAAAUCGAAAAGGAAAACAGUACAACAGUACAUUCAAAUGUCAGUAAUAACAAUAGUGAAAAAGAGAAGGAUAACAUUAUUUUCGGAGAUAUAGACAAACUAAAUAACCGCAACUCUUCGAUAGCAGGGUACUCGGAUAGAAGAACUCAAGACAGGCGUAUGUUCGACCGACGUAUAUCUAAUCCGGAUGAUUCAAAAAAUGGUGUUAGUAGUAAUACAAACAAGAGGUAUACAACGACAACUGUUGGAGAAGAAAGAAAUAAUUACCACCAACAAACACAACACUUUUCGGGCCAACGGUCUAUGUCAUUUCGACGUCGUGAAUAUGUUGAGCACAAAGAUCACCACAGAGAUUUUAGAGAUUUUCGCGACCCGAAAGAUUCGCGAGAAAGUCGGGAACAUAGAGGAGGCGAUCAUCAUAAUCACCACCGAGACCGCAAAGAAGAACCUGAAUGGUUUAGUGAGGGUCCCACUUCACAGCAUGAUACCAUUGAAUUGCGUGGCUUUGAAGAAACUGACGAAUCUCAGCAGCAACGAGAACAAGACGUUUGUCAAUACAACAAUUCAAUAAUUGAGAGAAAAACUUCGGAAAGUUCGCUACUGUCACAUAAUAGUAGUAGCAAUGCUAAUUUGUAUACCAAAGAAAAUUUUGAUAUCUCCACCGAAGUAUUAAAUAAUUCCCACAAUACCACAAACACAUUCGACAAGGAUAUCGACAAUGGUAGCAACUGCAAUAAUGCGAAGGAGACAGCAAUACCACCAAACAGGGAUACUGAUGCCAACGAAUCGCCAACAGAUACACCACAAAUUCAUCCAAUAACUGAAGAAUUUGAAAAUUCCGAUAAACGUCGAUCGAAUGUUACCGAACUUUUCUUUGAUAAUUUUCUCAACAUAGAAGCUCUUGAAAAUACAUUGAUCGGUAGCAAUAAUGAUCAGUCAAUGCCUAUUAAUAAUGACGUCAGUGGAACUUCACGUUUUAGCCGUUGGUUCUUUAACAAUUCAAAUAAUAUUAACAGUAAUGAUGAAUUCAAUAACAAUCCGCCCACUAAAGACGAUUCAAAACUAAUUAACAAAGAUUUGAACGAAAGUGACUUUAAUUCAUUUAUGACAUUCUUAAAAUGCAACAAAUUUCCCACACCUGAUUUACCAAAAGGUUUACCAUCCAACGUUUCUGCACUAAGUGUUGAAGAACUAGAAUCUAGAAUGCGGAAAAUGGACUCAGGAGAAAUUGAAAAAAAAAAAGGCGCCAGCAUUAGUCAAAAUUUGGAGAAAAGCGAUGGCAGUCAGGCUAAAGGAUCAUCUGGAUUUGAAAGUGAAUCAGACCCCUCUCCUCAAUCGGCAGAAAUAAACUCACAGGAUGUGGAAGCAUUUCGAAAAUUACUAGACCAGCUAGGAAAACCUCGAGUAGAUAUAUCAAUGAACAUUAUCUUACCGAAUACGCCAGGACAACCACAUUCAGUACCAACUUCCGUUGGGGAAUAUCCCACUGGUAUAUCACCAAUACCACCCAAUGCACUGCCCCAAUCGAAUGUGGCCAAACAAGAAUAUAUGAUGAAACUUAUGCAUCAACAACAAAUGUUACAUCACCAGCAAAAUGCGGGUAAAAUGGUAGCACCUAUUCUUCGACAUCAUCAUCAUAGAAUUCCACAAAUGUCUCCACAACAACAGACUGAAAAUUUGCCUUUAAUGUCAGCACCCCCUCAGCACCAUCCUCACUCCCACUAUAUGCCAAUAAUAAUGGGCCCUCCGCAGAAGCGACUUGAUGUGCAACAUAUGAUUCAGUCUGUUGUCCGUGAGGAGCUAUCGCGAAGCUUUUUGGAAAAAGAAUUAAAGAACCCAAAUGUUCCCCCUUACACUAAAGAUAUUAUUUCGACAGUAUUAAAGGAAACAUCCCGAUACAAUCCAUCUACAGCAGGCGGUCAAAAUGCACCUGAUUCGGUGGAAGCAGCCGCCACCAGUGAUAUUUCCGCUGCACCUAACCAUUUAAUGCAAUCUUUAGCAAGAGGUGAAGUAUCACUUAACCUUCUGGAGCAUGAAUUAAAUAAACUAAAUAAUACUGAAACCUCAAAUAAUGAAGCAUUCAAAGAAAGGUCGCGCUGUGGUACUCCUUUAUCCACAUCAUUAAACGGUGUUUCUAUUCCGACGAGCGGAGGUGUGAUUAUACCAUUGCCUGCACAAGUAGUUCCUGCACAAAAACAAAAUUCGGUUUUAACAAACGAAAACGUUUGUAAUAUUGCAUCUGAUCAACAACAUGUUAUAUCAUCCAUUUUGCGAUCACAUCAUCAUGAAGAUUCACCACUACAUAUGCCAACCCAACGGGAACUACAAAUGCACACUCAAGCCAUUAUGCAAAAUGCGCUGUUCAAAAAGAAAAUAGAUGUAGAUGAGGCAAUGAGAAGACGACAAGAAAUGCAUAAACAGCAUGAAAUUGAAUCAUUUAGCCAACAGCAUCAACAACAGUCUCUAAAUUCCAAUUCAGUAAUGCCUCAACAAGGCCACCAACAAACAUCACGGCAUGUAAAUUCUCCCACGCCUCUAGCUUUUACACCAACAUCGGUUUUACGUAAAAUGACUGCAGAGAAGGAUACAAUUUCUAAUUCUACACAGGCCACAACCAUUGCAUCCUCAUCACCACAACAAUUGCAAGCACAUAUACAACAGCAACAUUUAAAGAUUCCCACGCAUCCCCAGAUUCAUGGGCAACAGAUGUCGUAUCAGCAUUCAAAUCAACCUAGAAUGAUACUUGGUGGGGGAAAUUUUCAGUAUAUGCAUCAGCAGCAUCAAAUUCCACCAGCUGCAAAUGGCAGUCCACAGAUUUCUCCACAACAAAAAUCUCAAAUACGCAAUCAACCACCUCUAAAAUGGUCACCUUUACCACACUCAUCUGCAGAAUCUAAUCAUGCUCUUCUUAAUAAUAUGAGUAAUAAGCCGAUGGGCCGACCAAUACUAAAGGGGCCGGGACCUAUUCAACCUUUAGUGCCACAGAAUGCACAAAACCCUAUUGGUCAAAAUCAGCCAAAUAUGAAUCAAAGCUCUCAACCCAUUCAAACAGUGUCUCAAAUGCAAAACUAUCCAUCAAUUCAACAUCCAAGACAAAUUGUUGGCCAACAUUUUCCACCUCAUAUAAUUCAACAAAUACCUGCAACAUCUCAACAAAACAAUAUGCAACAGCAGCUAUUUCAACAACGGUCAGUUGUAAUGCAACGCCAGCAAAUUCAACAAAAUGAUUUGGGAAAUCAUGCACCUUUACCACCACCAGCGCAUCAUCCAGCUUGCAACGAUAACAAUUCAGUUACAACUUUGAAUUUCCAACGCGAAGGUGGUUUAUCGCCAACCAGUAAUCAAUUAGCCCAAUGGUUUUCGCCAGAACUACUGGCACAGGCGUCAGCAGGAAAACUGCCAUUAUUAAAUAUGAACCAGGCCCUAAGUUUAGAAGAAUUUGAAAGAAGCAUACAACAUUCCUCAACUUCUGUAAACAAUUGAAUAUAUAAAUAUUAAAUUUAAAUACUACUUAUAUUAUUAAAUUUAUGUAAUUUGUAUACCAUA
Messenger RNA from Calliphora vicina (urban bluebottle blowfly), 4880 nucleotides. RefSeq names its product eIF4E-Transporter (gene 4E-T). Gene Ontology annotation, molecular function: mRNA binding. Gene Ontology annotation, biological process: negative regulation of translation. Bases 240 to 4817 code for a protein of 1525 amino acids. Gene Ontology annotation, cellular component: nucleus; cytoplasm. The record is from RefSeq and is a predicted model, not a curated record. NCBI's taxonomy places the organism in Eukaryota, Metazoa, Arthropoda, Insecta, Diptera, Calliphoridae. The transcript is spliced from 12 exons.